UUUUGGAAGCCGCGCGGGGGUAUACUUGGAGGCUCAUUCACGCGCAGCGCUGCGACUGUACACGAUAACAAAUGCUCGAGUUAUGAAAACUGAAAACUCGUUAGUGAAUGCAUAGUCAUAGUGCUAGUCAUUAGAUCCAAAAGUUCAUAUCGCAUACGGACCAACUGCGCUCCAUGAAGAGGAAAUCGGGGUCUUACCGAGUGUCCAGUAAGACUUGAAAGAGGUGUGGACGAUUUUUGUGUUAUGCGAGUGUUUCGAGAGUUUCUCGUUUCUUAAAGUAUAUUUUCUAUGCGGCUCCCGGACGUGAAGAAAAUAUAUUCUUGGCUUCGGAAGGACUGGAGUUUUGUGGUUCCAGAACGCACAAGUGACUGAGAGGGACACACUGCUUGUGUUGGGUGCUACACGAGACUGGACACGGAACGCGAGAGAGGAAGACAAAAAGACUCUCCAAGAAUGACUCUGGGGACGGACAUGUCGGACAGUUCUGCUCUGUCCGACGAUGUGGACAUCGAUGUUGUUGGCGGGGAUAUUGUAAAAGAGGGUACAUAUAUUCACCAUCAUCACAGUUUUCAAUUGGACAAUGACUCCGAUGACAAUCUAUCCCAGAAUGCGGGAGAGGGCGCAAUCUCUCCGGGCCAAAGCAGCUUGGACUGUCCGGCUGACCGGGUCGGGCCACGGGAUGACAACAGAACCGGUACGUUAACGGGGGAUAAACCAGGGAAAAAUGCAUUGGUGAAACCCCCUUAUUCUUAUAUAGCCCUGAUAACCAUGGCUAUCCUGCAGAGCCCAAAGAAACGUUUGACUCUCAGUGAGAUCUGCGAGUUCAUCAGCAACAGGUUCCCAUAUUACCGGGAGAAAUUCCCCGCGUGGCAAAACUCUAUCCGUCACAACUUGUCACUAAAUGAUUGCUUCGUCAAAAUACCCCGUGAACCCGGUAACCCGGGAAAAGGCAAUUACUGGACCCUCGACCCAGAGUCCGCCGACAUGUUUGACAAUGGGAGUUUUCUGCGCAGGAGGAAGCGCUUCAAAAGACACCAGACCAACGAGAUCCUUAGGGACGCAGGGGGAUUUCUACCUGGCUUCGGCUACGGACCGUACGGUUACAAUUACGGCCUGCAGCUGCAAAAUUUCCACGCGCAUCACCCCUAUCACCCACACCACCCGGGAGGCGCGUUCCCCUUCCAAAACGCACCUUGUGCUCUCCCAACGCCUUCCUCCAUAUUCUCCACGCCACACAGCUUGCCUUCGUUUUUAGGUACCGAGCUGAGAAAGCCUUUCUAUCCUCAACUCAGCCCGACCCUUCCUGGUCUAGCGCCUCUCAAAACGGACACUAAUGGCCCAAGUCGGCCUUCCUUCUCAAUAGACAAUAUAAUUGGUGCGGCUAGCUCACCAGCUUCUCCGUACACCACGCAACCGGGUGGCCAGGCUCAGAUCUUAGCCAUGCUGACUCCCACACUUGCUUCUGCCACGAACCACUUGAAUCUAACGCAGGAAUCGAUGCUUCAGGCCGGCACACAGACUUUCUUGAGCAAAACGUCAAGCCUUAACAAUUGCCAUUUCUAGAGUGGCAGCAAAUAGAAAGUGCAGCAGUCCAGUUUAAUAUGGUUGUGUCGUCAUUUGCUAAGGUAGGAUUUACACUUUUGCAAGAUAAAAUGCUGCCCGUUUCAUGUUUCUGAAUUUAAAAAAAUAAAAGGAUAAUUAAGUAUAUUUAUGAACUGUAAAUAUGUUUGAGUUUGAAGAGAGAAACAUACUGAAGAGAGGAAAUUAAGGCCAUGUGAAUAGUAAGCUAAGAUUUCACCUUUGGACGGCCAGUGGACCUUUGCCGUUUUGUCCAGAAAGUCAAAUAGUUUGUACUCAUUGACAUGGAAUUUCCUCUUUUGACUUAAAUGAAGAUUGUUUUAAUUAUUUUAUUGUUUUGUAUAGUGUGUGAGUUUGUGAAAAGCACUGUCAGUACCGAGACUUAAAACUCAGGAUUUACUUGUUUUGAAAGCACAUUGCCCAGAGACAAUAGGGGCUGUAAAUAGAUUACAUAGGUUAACGUCCCACUUCCCCUAGUUCUCUCAACAGAAGUGUUCUGGUGAAUUUUAUUCUUAUUUUAUUUCUGUUGAUAGAUAAUUAUGUGGUUCUUGGUGUAAAUCGCAUUACCUCUUUCUGUCUGACUCUUGUUAAUACAUAUUUCAUUAUUCCAUUGAAAAACAAUUAUCUGUGAAAAGAAUGUUGUUAUAUGUAAAGAUACAAAACAAUGUCCAUAGGUCAUUUUUUUGUUGUAUUGGCAAGACAAUAAAUGUUUGUGAAUUUGAA
Molecule: messenger RNA, 2301 nt
Organism: Carassius gibelio (silver crucian carp)
Lineage: Eukaryota; Metazoa; Chordata; Actinopteri; Cypriniformes; Cyprinidae
Product: forkhead box protein D2-like
Exons: 1
Coding region: 454-1563 (369 amino acids)
Biological process (GO): cell differentiation; anatomical structure morphogenesis; regulation of transcription by RNA polymerase II
Molecular function (GO): RNA polymerase II cis-regulatory region sequence-specific DNA binding; DNA-binding transcription factor activity, RNA polymerase II-specific
Source: RefSeq, a predicted model, not a curated record